Messenger RNA from Colletotrichum higginsianum IMI 349063, 1305 nucleotides. Its product is annotated as Oxidoreductase. The transcript has a single exon. The coding region runs from base 1 to 1305 and encodes 434 amino acids. Gene Ontology annotation, molecular function: FAD binding. The record is from RefSeq and is a predicted model, not a curated record. Lineage: Eukaryota; Fungi; Ascomycota; Sordariomycetes; Glomerellales; Glomerellaceae.
AUGUCUUCUCUCAAAGUUCUCAUCUCGGGCGGGGGCGUCGGCGGGCCGGCCCUUGCAUUCUGGUUAUCGAAACUCGGCCACGACGUGACCAUCCUCGAGCGGUCUUCUAGCUUGCGAGUCCAAGGCCAGCAAAUCGACAUUCGCGGCCAGGGAGUCGAAGUGAUCCGCCGCAUGGGCCUGGAGCACUUGAUCCGCGAUAAAGGUGUCAACGAGGCCGGCAUCACUUUUGUCGACAGGAAAGGAAAUCCGCAAGCGACUUUUGAAGCAAAUAAGACGGGCAUCGGCAGGCAGUCGUUUACGUCCGAGUUCGAGAUCAUGCGCGGUGACCUUGUCGGGAUCCUUUUCCAAAAGACCAAAGAACUUGGCGUCAAGUACAUCUUUGGCACCACCAUUGAGUCUUUCGAGCAGGACUCGGACUCGGUCACGGCUCAUCUGUCAGACGGCACCAAGGACACUUUCGACCUCCUCGUCGGAGCAGACGGCCAGAGUUCCAAGACACGAAGGCUGAUGCUCGGUACCGGCGCGAAGGAUCCAUUUUACUCUCUCGGUAUGCACAUGGCGUUUUAUACCAUCCCGAGGUGGAAGACGGACACCAAUUACGCCACUGUCUGCAUCUUCCUUGGGAAACGAAUGAUGAUGACGAGAAACGACAACCCGGAUACGACCCAGGCUUACCUUGCCGUCUGCCCAACUGACGAGAAGACCGAGAAGCUGCUCACAGACGCCGAGAACAGCCGUGACACGAACCAGCAGAAACAGGUUUGGUCGGAGCUUUUCAGGGGCGCUGGGUGGCAGUCGGAUCGCUUCAUCGACGCUCUACAGGACGAUGGCGUAUCGAACAACUUCUACAGCGUGCACGUUGGGCAGAUCCGAAUGGACAAGUGCUACAACAAUCGCGUGGUGCUCGUGGGCGAUGCGGGAUACGCACCGAGCCCUCUCACCGGCCGCGGAACAACCUGCGCGUUCGUCGGGGCGUACGUCCUGGCGGGGGAGAUCUCGAAGCACUGCUCGGCGUCUUCGGGCAAGGCGGCCGAUGGAGUGCCGGGUGCCCUCGAGGCCUUCAACGAGCAAAUCCUAGCAUUGACGAAAUCGGUCCAGAACAUUUCGAUAAAGCCGUCCAAGCUCUACCCCAACUCUCAAUGGAUCAUCACCAUCUUGUACAAGAUUUUGUGGUUGGUGACGGCGCUGAGGAUCGACAAGAUUCUUCAGAGGCUCCAAUCGGACGAUGUCGAAGGCUGGAAGCUCCCCGAUUAUCCUGGGCUCUCUUAUGAGAAAGGUAAAGAAACACAGAAGGGAACGAAGUGA